Molecule: messenger RNA, 1779 nt
Organism: Rodentolepis nana
Lineage: Eukaryota; Metazoa; Platyhelminthes; Cestoda; Cyclophyllidea; Hymenolepididae
Source: the annotation of a GenBank genome assembly
AUGAGGCCAGACAUUGAGCUGCAUUUCGGGAUUGUUGGUUUGUGUGAUGAGGAACUUCGAUUAGUUCAACGUUGGACUGGGGGUCAAGUUGCAGACAUUCUUCGCCAACAAGGAGCUACGGGAGGUGGUUUCCUAGUAACCGAUCUGCAUCGUGAGCAGAGUAUCUUCGAAUUGGAGCCAGGUCUAGCUGAAUACAUCAAUGAGCGCAUGCGUCGAGAGGGUUCAAAUCUCUCUGGUGUGACCACACAAUUCUUCGCUUGGGCUGCUAUUGAUCCUCAACAGUUGGCAGAACUUUUGCCAGGAGAGAGUGAAGCUUCGGAGGCUGCGGCAGCUAACCAACACAACCGAGCAGUUGCCAUGGAAACAGAGGACAGUGGAUCUGUCACCACACUCCACAAAGCUCCUUCCUCUGUGGCUACUCAUAUUCCUUUGGGUAGCAAAACCGAUGACGAUCCAAUAGUCGAUAUCGUGGGUGAAGGUUCAGCCUGUUCUAGUGAUGCACCAAGAGCAAAGAAUGCGAAGAACGAGGUGAACUCAUCAGCUACAGAUGCUUGUGAUUCCGAAAUGCGAGUCGUAGAAUCUGCGGGUCAAAAACACCAUGAGAACAAGGAACAUGGAAAUUGUGCAUAUGAAAAAAGGGAAGAACCGACUACUUUUCGUAAUGGUAGCAGCAUUUUGAAUUCAGCGUCACCUUUAGAUAUCCUAGCAGAGAUGCGUUUUCGACGGGCAGGUGGUACAUCCACCACGGGGGGUUUUAUUCCAGGUCGUUUCGGUGGAGGUUCUUCUUCUCUACCUGGCACUCCUGGCUCAUCAAUUGGCGGCGGUGGUGACUCGGCCCCAUGUACUCCCCUUGCUCACCUUUCUCUAUCUCCCGCGAGCCUUGAAAUGCAUCCCUCUCGGGCCAUUGAAUGUCUAGAUGUUCACUUGUCAUUCGAAGCAGGAAAACUCCUCCCUCUAGCCAUUUGUGAUCGACUAAAGCAUGGUCGACACUUCACUUUCCUCAAUGCUAAUUAUCCUGAACAUGCCAUUACGCUUGUUCCUCCUGGUGUUACUGGAGCUAUGGUCACACCAGAUGUCCCCUUCGUAUCCCGUGGCUCUUGGCUUCAGAUCUUUCUGCCCAAAGACUUCCUAGAACAACUUGAGCGCCAGUUCUCUAUUCUCCAGUAUCCUGAUGAAGUGAUUCUUCCUUUGGUCUUUCGAUGGCCUGAACGCCGUUUCCGCGUGUGUAUUCUGGAUGCAAGUAAUACCCAAACUGGCAGACAAUCAUCUAUUCCACCACCAGUUCCACAAACUCAUUCAAUGAUGCCGCCUCGGUCAAUGCCUGGUUCUGCGCCUUCGUUCACGCCGACCUCACCGAUCCCUCCUAAUCUUUUCCCUCCGGGUUGUGUACCUCCACCUCAAGUCCUUGCAGCGUUCAUUAAUGCACAACAAGGUCGUGGUGGUUUCAUGGGAUCAGCGUCGCCUCAAGAUUCGGGCGCUUCGAGCAGCCAGAGUCCUCCAUUUAUGCCCCCUCCUUUCCCUAUGGGAAAAGCGUCCCCAGCAUCAGCGCCUCAUCUUCCAUUUUCACAGCCUGCACAGGCACCACCACCCGCAGCUUCUUCUAAUAUUAUGGAAGCUAUGUUAGCGUCAUUUAUGAGUCUCUAUGGCAACAAGCCUGCAGUUGGAGGAGGUGGUAGUGGUAAUGCUGGGGUACUUCCCUUUGUACCACCUUUUGAUACUCACCAACUCCAACCAGGACCAUCUUCUGAUCCAUCUAAUACACGACCUCCUUGGCAAUAA